Molecule: messenger RNA, 1409 nt
Organism: Musa acuminata subsp. malaccensis (wild Malaysian banana)
Lineage: Eukaryota; Viridiplantae; Streptophyta; Magnoliopsida; Zingiberales; Musaceae
Source: RefSeq, a predicted model, not a curated record
ACCCUCACCACCCCUUCUCUUUCCUCCACCUCCUCCUCUCCCACCUUCACAAGGCCCUUCUCCUAACCAUUAUUUCCGCAUCCCAAAUAAUCGCCGCUUUGCAGAUCGCCAUUGCGUGCUCACCCGAGUUACGUACCAUGGCGGAUGUCGACCGUCGGAUGGCGGCCCUGUCACCGUCCCACGCCGCGGGCCUCCGCCGUCUCUCCGCCCGCGCCGCCGCCACAGUCCAUGCCUCCUCGUCCCGCCGCCUUGGACUUCUCUCCCUUCGCCCCCUUGCUGAGGCCGUCCUCGCCCACCUCCGCGCCGCUUUCGUCCCCCUCCGUCCUGGCCUCUCCGAGGCAGAGCUCGCCCGGCUUGAGGCCGACCUCGCCUUCUGCUUCCCCCCGGACCUCCGCGCCAUCCUUGCUCUUGCCGUUCCCUCCGGCUCCGGCUUCCCUGACUGGCGCGCCCCUAGCCCCACCCUUCUCCGCCUCCCAGUCGCCGCCGCCACCGUCCAGGUCGCCAGCGGCGCCCUCUGGCCCCGCUCCUGGGGCCGCCGCCCUGCUGACCCCUCCCGCGCCAUCCGCCGUGCCCGUGCCGCUCUCUGCCGCGCACCGCUCCUCCUCCCGCUCUUCGGUCGUUGCUACAUCCCCUGUUUUCCCUCCCUCGCCGGGAACCCCGUUUUCUACGUCGACGAAGCCCGCGUCUUCUGCUGUGCGCUCGACCUGGCCGACUUCUUCCAGCGCCACUCCGCCGUCCUUCGGUACCCGGAGCCCUCGUCCCACUUACGGAUCCUCCACGCCACCUCCGCCGCCGGCAUUAGCCCCCGCUGGAUCGAGUUCUGGAGCGACGCCGCCACCGACCAUCGCCGCCGCAACUCUUCUUCGUCGUCGUCCUCCUCCUCCGCUUCCGAGACGGCUUCCUCAUCCUCGUCCUCGCCUCCGCCGGAUACCGAGCGGUUCUUGGAGAUCCGGGCGCGGAAGUUGCCUGAGUGGGUCAGGAGCUACCUGGAUGGCAUCGGAUCCGUCCUGAGGCAAGGCGGGUGGAGCGAAUCGGACAUCAGGGAGAUGGUCCACGUGCCGGCGCUGGGAAUAUUCAACGGCGGCGACGAGCCCGCGGCAGCGGCCGGACCCAUCGACGCUGACGCGGUGCUCGACGCGGUACUCAUAAAGGCGGACCGGUGCUCCGACUUGCUCCGCCGUGCGGGUUGGAGCCCCGACGAAGUCUCAGACGCUCUAGGGCUCGACAUUGGGCAGCGGCAGGGGAGGGAUCUCCGCCCACCGGUGAAGCUACCCCCGUCGAUCGCCCAUAAGGUCGAGAAGCUCGUGGAGGCGGUGACCCGAACCUGACCGGUCUUCCUCUUAUUUUUGUUCUUUUUCUUGCGAGACUUGUGUAACUUUCAAUUUCGUACAAAUCCGGAGGGCGUAUAA